GCAAGUCAACAUAUAGUCAGAUUACUUUGUGUGGUAAAGGAAACAGAGGAACCAGUUACUUCAGCUGCUGCAGCUGACUGAAGCAGUGUUACCUGAACAGUAUAGAGAGACAAGAGACACCAGUAGGGCAGCUCUUCUUCCUUUUGGGGCACUACAACCAUCUGAAGCAGAUCCUCUGAUUCUGGAAAGCUGAAAAUUGUCAAGACAACAGAAAAUGACCAAGAAGAAGACAGACAUAGCUCUAAGCUCUUCUGGUGGUCUUGUGAAUCUAGGGUUGGACUUGGGUAAUGACAUGGUUUCAGGACUCAGCUAUAAAACACACACUGCUGAAGACAGUCCUAGGAGCCAGGAGGCAAGGAAGCCUGAGGUGCCCAUGAGGGUAAACAUUCCCCCUUGGAAGAAGUACCAGGCAGCCUGGAGAACCAUGAUUCCCUUCCGUCCCAAAUCUAGGUUUCCUUCUGCUCACCCACUGGAUGAUGCUGGCCUGUUCUCCUACUUAACGUCAUCAUGGAUUACCCCAUUCAUGAUUCAAGGUUUACAGAAGAGAUUAGAUGAAUGCACCAUCCCUCAGCUGUCAGUACAAGAUGCCUCAUCCAAAAAUGGCCAAAGGCUCUGCCAACUUUGGGAAGAAGAAGUUUCAAAGCAUGGGACUGAAAAAGCUUCAAUGCUUCGAGUGAUGCUGAGGUUCCAGAGAACCAGAGUUCUUUUUGGUGUGUUUAUGGGCUGCUGCUUCUCUGUGGCAAGUGUACUAGGGCCAAUGCUGGUUUUACCAAAGAUCCUGGACUAUUCUGAAGAGCAAUUGGGAAGUGUUGCCUAUGGAGUGGGACUCUGCUUAGCUCUCUUUUUCAUCGAGUGUCUGAAGUCUCUGAGUCUAUGUUCAACUUGGAUCAUCAACCAGCGCACAGGCAUUCGGUUUCGGGCAGCUGUCUCCUCCUUUGCCUUUGAAAAACUAAUGCAAUUUAAGUCUUUAGCACACAUCACCACAGGAGAGGUCAUCAGCUUCUUCACCAGUGAUAUAAACUACCUGUUUGAAGGAGUGUACUAUGGCCCCCUGUUCUUGCUGGCCAGUUCCACACUGAUUGCCUCUAGCAUCACUUCCUACUGGAUUCUUGGACCUACUGCAUUCAUUACCACUUUAUGCUAUCUCCUGAUUAUACCAAUGGAGGUACUCCUGACCAGAAUAGCUAUAAACAUACAGAAACGUACAUCUGAGGUCAGCGACCAGCGCAUCCGUGUGACCAGUGAAGUGCUUACUCAUGUGAAGCUGAUUAAAAUGUACAUGUGGGAGAAGCCAUUUGCCACCAUAAUUAAAGACCUUAGAAGGGAGGAAAGGAAGCUGUUGGAGAAGUGUGGAUUUGUCCAAAGCCUGACCACUCUUACCUUGUUCAUCACCCCCACAGUGGCCACCACACUGAUGUUCCUCAUCCACACAUUCUUACAAUGGAAACUCACACCCAUAAUUGUCUUUACCACGAUGGCCAUCUACAACUCUAUGAGACUAAUUGUGUUCCUAGUACCCUUUUCUGUUAAAGGCCUUACCAAUUCCAGGUCUGCAAUGGAGAGGUUCAAGAAAUUUUUCCUCCAGCAGAGUCCUGUUUUAUAUGUUCAGGAGUUGAAAGACCCCAACAAAGUGCUAGCUUUGGAGGAAGCCACCUUGUCAUGGAAAAAGAUCUGCCCUGGAACUGCCAAUGGAGCAGGAGAGCCAGAGAGGAAUGGACAUACUCCUGGGGUGAACGGGGCUCAGACUGAUGCCAGAGAGAACUGUCUGAGUUCAAAGUUACACAAGAUAAAUCUGGUGGUAUCAAAGGGGAAGAUGUUGGGAAUUUGUGGCCGCACAGGGAGUGGCAAGAGCAGCCUGUUGUCAGCCAUCCUGGGGGAGAUGCAUUUGCUGGAAGGUUCUGUGAGUGUGCAUGGAAGUCUGGCCUAUGUUCCUCAGCAGGCCUGGAUCAUCGAGGGGAGCAUCCGGAGUAAUAUCCUCAUGGAAGACCCAUAUGACAAGGCACGCUACCUCCAGGCUCUCCACUGUUGCUCCCUGAACCAGGACUUGGAAAUUCUGCCCUUUGGAGACAUGACAGAGGUUGGGGAGCGGGGCAUCAACCUCUCUGGGGGACAGAAGCAGCGAAUCAGCCUAGCUCGUGCAAUCUAUGCUGACCGUGAACUCUAUCUGCUGGAUGAUCCCCUGUCGGCAGUGGAUGCUCAUGUGGGGAAGCAUAUCUUUGAGGAGUGCAUUCAGAAGACACUCAGGGGGAAGACGGUGGUUCUGGUAACCCACCAGCUACAGUAUUUAGAGUUUUGUGAUCAAAUUGUUUUGCUGGAAGACGGGAAGAUCUGUGAAAAAGGAACUCACAUUGAGUUAAAGCAGAAAAAGGGACGAUAUGCCCAACUCAUCCAGCAGGUGCCUAGGAAAGCCACACAGGACAGAUUUCAGGACACAGCACAGACAUCAGAUGCGCCGCAGGUGGAAAGGCAGCCCCACAUCACCUGUCGGGAAGAGCCAGUCAGUCAGGAUACUGCUGACCUAGUGUUGGAAAACCAGAACUUGAAGAAGGAGAAGAUGGAAAAUAUGUCCCUGAGAUGGAGAAUAUACCACCACUACAUCCAGUCUGCUGGAGGUUAUAUGGUCACUGUCUUGGUUUUCCUUCUCAUGGUGCUGAUUGUCUCCCUCACAACCUUCAAUUUCUGGUGGCUGAGCCACUGGUUGGAGCAGGGCUCAGGGAUCAAAAACAGUCAAGAGAGCAACUGGACCACUGCAGACCCAGGUGACAUAUUGGACAACCCUCAACUGACUUAUUACCAACUGGUAUAUGGCCUCAGUAUACUGAUCCUAGCCUGUUUAGGGGUCUGUUUUUCUGGAGCUUUCACCAAGGUCACAAGGAAGGCAUCCACAACAUUGCACAACAAGCUCUUCAGCAAGGUUUUGUGCUGUCCCAUGAGUUUCUUUGACACAAUCCCAACAGGCCACCUUCUGAACUGCUUUUCAGGGCGCUUGGACGAGCUGGAUAAAUUGUUGCCCAUUGUUACAGAACAGUGUCUGCUCCUAACCUUAGUGGUGGUGUCCACUGCACUGAUUGUCAUUCUGUUGUCUCCGUAUAUGUUGCUGAUUAUGGCCAUAAUAAUGAUUAUUGGCCUCAUUUACUAUAUGGUGUUCAGGAGGGCCAUCAGUGUGUUUAAGAGGAUGGAUAACCACAGCCUCUCUUCUGUAUGUUCUCACAUUCUCACCUCUCUGGAUGGCUUGAGCUCCAUUCAUGUCUAUGGAAAAACUGAAGGCUUCAUCAGGAAGUAUAAAAUGUUGACUGAUACACAGAACAACUAUAUGUUCAUGUUUCUGGUUGGCGUACGAUGGUUGGCAUUGAGACUGGAGUUCAUAACCAACCUGGUGACCUUGAUCGUGGCCUUGUUCGUGGUUUUUGGCAUUUCCUCUGCUCCCUAUACCUAUAAAGCCUUGGCUGUCAGCAUUGUUUUGCAGCUAGCAUCCAACUUCCAGGCUGCUACCCGGAUCAGUUCAGAGACAGAGGCAUACUUUACAAAUGUGGAGAAAAUACAACAGUACAUGAAGAUGUGUGUCCCUGAGGCUGCUGUGCACAUGAAAGACAAGAGCUGUCCCCCUGGAUGGCCACAGCAUGGGGAGAUUACCUUCCAGGAUUAUCAGAUGAAAUACAGAGACAACACUCCAGUCGUCCUCCGUGGCAUCAACCUGGAGAUCCACAGCCAGGAAGUGGUGGGCAUCGUGGGAAGGACAGGCUCUGGGAAGUCAUCAUUGGGGGUGGCUCUCUUCCGCCUGGUAGAGCCCUGGGCAGGUCGGAUUCUCAUUGAUGGUGUGGAUAUCUGCAGUAUCAGUCUAGAGCAUCUGCGGUCCAAGCUCUCGGUCAUUCCUCAGGAUCCCAUCCUGCUGUCAGGAACCAUCAGAUUCAACCUAGACCCCUUUGACUGCUAUACAGACCAGCAGAUCUGGGAUGCUUUGGAGAAGACCUUCCUUACUAAGACAAUCUCAAAGUUUCCCCAGAGACUGCAUGCAGAAGUGAUGGAGGAUGGCAGGAACUUCUCAGUGGGGGAGAGGCAGCUUCUCUGUAUUGCUCGGGCCCUCCUCCGCAACCCCAAGAUCAUCCUUAUUGAUGAAGCCACGGCAUCCAUUGACAUAGAGACUGAAGCGCUGAUCCAGCGCACAAUCCGUAAGGGCUUCCAGGGCUGUACGGUGCUGGUCAUUGCUCACCGCAUCACCACCAUCCUCAAUUGUGACCGCAUCAUGGUUAUGGGCAACGGGAAGGUUUUGGAGUUUGAUAGCCCUGUGGUCCUGCGGAAGCGGCCUGGGUCAAUCUUUGCUGCCCUACUGGCAACAGCCGGCUCUUCGCUGAGUUAAGGAGAAAUGGAGAGUUAAGGAGAAAUGGAGGCUCAGCGCGGAUGGAGACUGAGCUCAGUGAGGUCCCCAGAGCACAGUCACAAGCCUUGUAGGCUUUUUCCAAGCUGCUGCUUCUCUUGAUAAAUAGGACUGACAUGGGCCAUGGUGACCAGAUGGAAAAGGAGACAGAGGGAUCAAGCCAUGGAAUCUGCUCCUCUGUGCUACCCCAAACCUGAGAGCCUCAGUUCCAUUUGAGACCAUAGAGUCAAAUGAUCAUUGAUCUCCUUUUAACUCAUAUAUUGAGUCAUUUCAUAAUAUUGUAAAUCUUCUUAUUGUUUUCUGAUUUGACAAAAGUGUUGCAGAUGGUGUACUGACUUUGUACAAAAUAAAAGCAUUUAAAAAGA
This is a messenger RNA of Erinaceus europaeus (western European hedgehog), 4740 nucleotides long. RefSeq names its product ATP binding cassette subfamily C member 11 (gene ABCC11). Gene Ontology annotation, biological process: transmembrane transport. Gene Ontology annotation, molecular function: ATP binding; ABC-type transporter activity; purine nucleotide transmembrane transporter activity. Lineage: Eukaryota; Metazoa; Chordata; Mammalia; Eulipotyphla; Erinaceidae. The coding region runs from base 215 to 4357 and encodes 1380 amino acids. Gene Ontology annotation, cellular component: membrane. The transcript is spliced from 30 exons. The record is from RefSeq and is a predicted model, not a curated record.